AUGGCUAUGACCAGUGCUGUGGCUUUGCCUUUUGUCCCCCACCCCCUUAUCCAACAUGGUGGAGAUAAAGAAGCAACUCUUGAAAAGCCUAGAGGCAGUUUUUUGAUUCCUACGGUUCCACGCCGGGAUUCCAAAUCACUUUCUACACAUUUUUCGAAACGGACAUCCAUUGUUCCUAAAAUUACUGAUGCUGACCUUACAUGUGGGAACCUGUUCGUUGGCAUGGAUCGUUUUGACUCGGAUGAUCGUUUUGACUCGGAUGACAGCAUUUUAGAUAGAGUCAAUGUUGGAUCUCUGGAAAAUGAAGAGAAGAACCAACAGUUCUUUGCACCUGCAAAAGGAUCAAAGGCUUAUGAAUAUUUUCAGAAGGUUGUUAAUGCAGCUCAGACCUGGUUCAGUCUCUUUGGCUGGCCUGAAGGGCCCCAUUCUCUUUCUAUUCCUGAGACAAUAAGAAGGGAUGUGCAGAAAAUACAAUUCUAUUCAUCAUCCUCACCACCCAAGAAAUUUUCCAGACAGUAUGAUUUUUCCAAAUAUAAUAAGACAAUUUAUGAUGUGCUACUUAACUUGAGUGGAAGACUGCCACCUGGAAUUAACUCAAACCAGUCCUUACCUGUGGACAACAUUGAAAGGGUGAUCCAGCUCCAUUCGCAACAUGCCUCACUUCUAGACUUUAUCACUGCUCAAGGUGGAUGCAUUUCUCAUGUACUUCCAGAAUUUUUACUUGGACCAGAGGAUUAUAAGAAGUGGCUUGAAAUUACAACCUCCACUAAAAAUACAGCUCUCUGUACACUUAAGGAAAAGUAUUCAGUUAAAAUAGAUAUGGACAAUUUUGAAGCCUGGAGUACACGGGCAUGGACAGAUGUAUUUCUUCAGAUAUACAAGGUUAUGAUUCUAUCUCGAGUGACACCACAUUCCUACAGUUCUGUUCCACCCAUACGUGGGGCGAGCACUUCAAAAAUCAACCCCUGUUUUGCAUCCAGCAACAUAUAUUCUAAUGCUGAAAGGAUUCUACUUAGUUGGUUGAAUACAAAUUAUGAGAGUCAUCGACAUGUUAUAUGGAAAACCAACAAAUCCGAAAGUAUUCCUCCUGAGAGAUGGAUAGUGAAUUUUGACACAGAUCUUCUUGAUGGCCUUGUUUUUGCUACACAGCUGGCAGCAUAUUGCCCAUUUUUGAUUGAGUCUCAUUUUAUAAGUAUGUACACACGACCAAGACGUCCUGAACAGUAUUUGCACAAUUGCUUGAUUAUUAUAAAUAGUCUCCGUGAAAUUGGCUUUGAUUUGAACUUACAGGAUAUGUUAGACUUAUCUCAGAAAAUUGAUGAGUAUAAGGUUAUUUAA
Microtus ochrogaster (prairie vole) is the source of this 1338-nucleotide messenger RNA. RefSeq names its product cilia- and flagella-associated protein 47 (gene Cfap47). The transcript has 10 exons. The coding region runs from base 1 to 1338 and encodes 445 amino acids. Gene Ontology annotation, cellular component: cilium. Gene Ontology annotation, molecular function: protein binding. Lineage: Eukaryota; Metazoa; Chordata; Mammalia; Rodentia; Cricetidae. The record is from RefSeq and is a predicted model, not a curated record. Gene Ontology annotation, biological process: sperm axoneme assembly; cilium assembly.